CUCCCUUCCGCUUCCGGUGACGCGGCCCCGGUGCCGGAAGCUGCGCUACUGCUGAGUUGGUGUCGCUGCUGCCGGGGGAGCUGGAGCCGCAAUGGCGCCAAAGGGGAAGGUGGGAACAAAAGGGAAAAAGCAGAUUUUUGAAGAUAACAAGGAGACGCUGAAAUUCUACCUGCGGAUCAUCCUUGGUGCUAACGCCAUUUAUGCAGUUGUGAACCUGGUGAUCUUCUACGCAACAGCCUCCUCCUGGACCUGGGUUGCGUUUGUGUUUAGCAUGGUGAUCUAUGGUGCCAGUUACCGCUCCAUGAACUCCAUGGCAAAGGCCUCUUUCACUGACGAUGGCAACCUUGCUGAUGGGGGAAUUGAUCUGAAUAUGGAGCAGGGGAUGGCAGAGCACCUCAAGGAUGUGAUCUUACUGACUGCCAUUGUCCAAGUGCUCAGCUGCUUCUCCGUCUAUGUCUGGUACUUCUGGCUCUUGGCUCCAGGACGGGCUCUCUAUCUCCUGUGGGUGAACAUCCUGGGGCCCUGGCUCACGGCUGACUCUUCAGCUGCCACCCAGGAGCCAAAUGAGAAGAAGCAACGCCGCCAGGAGCGCCGCCAGAUGAAGCGCUUCUAGCUACACACGUGGGGGUGGAUUAGAUCUAAUUCACCAUCUCCACCUUGUUACUUCAUCAGGGAUGCGAUUUAAACCAAUCAGAAACCAUCACAGUGUCUGUCACCCUCUCAUUGAUCCAUUCCACUCUAAAGGCUGCCAGAGACUUCCCUUGACUGCUUCUGAUGGUCACAUCAGGGGCUGCUCCACCACUUGGGGCCUUACUUGACAAGGGGGAGGGAGGUUGCAAUGGGAUAUGUGUAAAUAGCUUUUUCGAGCAAUGGUGUAAGGAGUUUGGGGAUUGGAAUUGCCUUGUUGGAGGAAAUAUAUUAAAGAGGAGAAUCUAA
Molecule: messenger RNA, 936 nt
Organism: Gopherus evgoodei (Goodes thornscrub tortoise)
Lineage: Eukaryota; Metazoa; Chordata; Testudines; Testudinidae
Gene: TMEM208
Product: transmembrane protein 208
Exons: 6
Coding region: 92-613 (173 amino acids)
Biological process (GO): vacuolar protein processing
Cellular component (GO): intracellular membrane-bounded organelle
Source: RefSeq, a predicted model, not a curated record